CAGCAUCACUUUACAAAACGGAACCCGUGCCCUGACGCGGAUCUCUCUCCCUCCUCCCACCACCGUGCUCCCAUCGGAUCCGAAACCCACGCGAAAAAUUCGGGCCGGGAAAAAUCGCGAGGAAAGGGAACGCGCGGAAGCGAAACACGGGCUCGGUUUCGGCCGCUCGAGACGAAACCCUAACCCUAGCUCCGCCCCGCCCGCCGCCGUCGCACCUCGCCGGAGGCCUCCCCCGACAACGCCGCCUCCGCCGGGGGCUCCGGCGGGGAUGCGCCCCUCCCCGGACGAGGCGUUAUGAGCGGGGACAUGGCCCGCGCCGAGGUCUCGCCCGAGGGGGCGGCCCCUGGCUUCGGGGUUGACCUUUACGAGCAGGCCACGAAGGCGCUGGCCCUGCGGACGCCGUUCGAGGGCGAGGAGGUGCCGCCUAGGAAUCCCACGCUGCCCGCGCGGCUUGUGAGCUGGGCAGGGCCGGGGGACGGGCGGAAGAAGCAUAAGAAGGCUCAGCCUCCUCCGGGAGCGGCUGCCGCGGAGCAUCCGCCGCAGGAAGCUGUAGCGCGCCCUGCAAAGGCUGGCGCGUGGGAGCAGUUCGAGGCGUAUUUCCGUCCAGUAACCUUGGAUGAUGUAGAAAUGUUAAGGCCAAAGUUCCCAUUCGGCUACAGCAAGCUCGACUCAUGUAUGCUAAUACCAUUUCUGGGCAGUGGCAAGGAACUAAUGAACAAGGUUGAGACAUUUGACGUUGCUGUCACUGAAACAAGCUCAUAUUUGGGUGUGGGCGGUGAAGAAGUGAUCAGUAAGAGAGAGCGUGGUGAGCAAAAUGUGCAUCUGGUUAAUCAGAAAGAGAGGAGCGAACAAAGCGUGGAGCAGGACAUACAUGACGUGGUUGUGCAGCAGAUGGUCAGUGACAAAGAGUUAAAUAGGCAAGGCAGAGAACAGGGAAUACAUGAAGUGUCUGUACAACUGGGAGAGCGAGCAUUUGAAGUGUAUGAAGCUGGGAGCAGCGGUGGCAUUGUGUCAGCACAAUGUGUUGAGGAGGAAGGAACUUCACUUAAUUGGUUGCUAUGCGCAAAGGGUCGGUUUGUGCUCACUUCAGAGCGACCCAACAAGAAGAGAAAGCUUUUGGGUGUGGAUGCUGGGUUAGAGCAGCUUGUUCUUCUUCCACGCUUGGGAGCUGAGGUGUCUUCAAGUUGCGAUGUUUGCUGUCUAGGAGAGAGUGCCAUGAUGUCCAAUAGGAUAGUUAACUGCAGCAACUGCAAGGUGUCAGUGCACCAGAAGUGUUAUGGUUUGCAUGCUGUGCCAGAUGGGCAAUGGUUGUGUGCUUGGUGUACAUAUUUGGAGUCGACAGGGUCAUUGAAUAAAGAUGCCGGCAGCACCCAGUCAGUGCGUUGUGUUCUAUGCCCAAAGGACAAAGGCGCUCUUAAACGUGUUAAAGUGGAGCCUACGCAAAAUGCAGGUGUUGGCCACCUAAAAUUUGUGCACUUGUUUUGUAGUCUCUGGACUCCAGAGGUUGUUGUGGAGGACAUGGAAUCAAUGGAGCCUGUAACUAAUCUCAGAAAUGUCCAAGAGAAUCGGAUGCAGUUGAUGUGCAGUAUUUGCAAGGUUAAGCAUGGUGCAUGCGUUCGAUGUAGCCAUGGGACAUGCCGUACGGCAUUUCAUCCUAUAUGUGCAAGAGAUUCAAAGCAUCAAAUGGAGAUAUGGGGGAAUUCUGGACAUCCUAAUGUUGAGUUGAGAGCAUUUUGCUCAAAGCAUUCUGCAGUUGGAUACAUCAGCUCCUUAGAGAAUAGUAACAAUGCUUCUGAACAGAGUCCUACAGAAUCCAGGCCAAAUAAUACAAAUCUCAUCACUGGAAAAAUUCCAAAACUAAGAUUCACACGGAAAAACAAGGACAAAUUCAUGAACUGUGAAACGGAAACCAGUACUUCUAGCUCUGGUAACCUGAUCAGAGUAGAGACUAUCGAACAAGGUGAUUUGCCUCAUACGGUUAGAAAUGCAAAUGCUCAACCAAUCGGAAGCUGGGAAACAGAUACUCCCUCUGUUGGUGGGGAUCAUAUGAGAAGUUCUGGUGAUAUUGCUGCAGUGCUGAGAAAGCCAAUUGACAGUGGAGAUGUUAGUGUUGAUGAUAUAGCAUCUGAAGUUGGUAUUUCUUCGGAAUCCUUGGAAGCUGCUCUCGUGGGUGAAACUACCACCUUUUCCCAUGGUUUGAAGCUGAAAAUCAUCAAGUGGCUCCAAAAUUCUGCGCAUAUGCAUGCUGGCCAAGGAAGUGCUCUUAAAGGGAGUUCAGUGGUGGUGCAAGAUGACAAGCCAGAUGGAUCUGAUGCCACACAAACUGUUGAUGUGAAAUGUCCAUUGGUUCCAGAUGAUGACAAAGGUGCACUUGUUGAUGCGUUGGAUUCUGCUGUAAUCAAACCCUCACCAACAAGAUCCAAAAGCAACAAUAAGGUUCUCAAAGAUAAAAGCGCAACAUGUGCAACUGGUGCGAUCAUUUUCCAAAAUGGGAACAAAAAUAUGGUUAAAGAAGGGGCUAAUCUUGAGCGCUCUCCUGCUGAAGAAUUUGAAAAAGAAUCUGAGUUUUCCCCAAUCGGCAGCAAGGAUGUUUCAGAAGAACAGGGAAAAUUGAUACUGAACACCUCCUCUGGAAAUAAAGAAUUUAGUACUUCCACGGAGAUACCAAAUGAAAAUCCAGGUGUAUUACUUGGAAGGAAAAUUAAUGAUUUGACAGAGGCUGAACUUGGAUCAGAAUUGGAGGAAGGAGUAUCUUCACCGGAUCAUAGUUUUUCUCAGGGUUUUAAUGCUAAAAAUGGGGUAAAUUCAGUUGAAAAUGGCAUCGGUACUCCACGCGACUGUGAUCCAAAUUGCUUUCAUGGACAACCUUUUUUCAACUUUGAUGAUUCACGUUCUUAUAUUCAUCCGUUAAUAAAGAAAAAGAUGGCUCAUCAUUGGGACAUUACUUUCAAGCAGAAUAGUGAGGCACCAUAUUAUCAUGAGGAACCAUCAUAUCCAUCUCAUGAGAAAGCAUCUGUUGAUUCCUUGGUAAAACUUGAGGAUACAACUGAAACAACUGCCACAGAUCAAGUUUUGAACUCAAGAUCCUUGAAAAUUCUUGAGCAUUCACCUGAUGAUGAAGUAGAAGGAGAGAUGGUAUACUUACAAGCUAGGCUGCUUGACAAUGCUUUUGUUCUGAAGCACAGAUAUGAAAAAUUGAUAGCAAAAGUUGUCCAGAAUCUUUCUCGCGAGCUGGAUGCUUUCAGUAAAAGGAAAUGGGACCUUAUUCUUGUACAUCAGUUUCUUCGUGAUGUUAGAGAAGCUAAGAAACGUGGGAGAAAAGAAAAGCGACAUAAGGAAGCACAAGCUGUACUAGCUGCAGCUGCAGCUGCUGUGGCAUCCUCCUCACGCACUUCAACCAUGAGAAAAGAUGUAAAGGAGAAUGCGGCACCUGUUAAUCAAGAGAGUUCUCCAAAACUUGCUGCUGGAUCUGCAAGAGUUGGCCAGCGGACUUCUUCGUUGCCACGGACUAAGGAUCCACCAAAGUCAUCCAACAGCAAAGUAUCACCUGACAACAAUUUCGGGAGUUUUCAUAUGCCAAUUUCCUCAAAAGAAAAUCCACUCUACUGUGAUGUAUGCAUGCGAACUGAGACUGUGUUGAACCGAAUAUUUGUCUGCUCCAGAUGCAAGGCUGCUGUCCACAUAGAUUGCUACAGAAAUCUGUACAAUUCUGUUGGCCCCUGGAAUUGUGAAUUUUGUGAAGAUGUUUCAUCAGAAGCUGCUACCAUUAGUGAUCAAUCGGAUUGUAAUGGCAGGAAGGUACCCUUUGCACGGUGUGGUGUGUGUCAUGGCACAUCUGGUGCUUUUAGAAAGACUGCAGAUGCACAGUGGGUUCAUGCUUUUUGUGCCGAGUGGUUGUUGGGCACCAAGUAUGUGAGGGGACAAGAUAAUCCAGUAGAAGGAAUGAAAAGCCUUGUAGAUGGAAAAGAUACUUGUUGUGUCUGCCUCCGCCGUGUCGGCAUGUGUUUAAGGUGUGAUAGUGGGGACUGCCACAUUACUUUUCAUCCUACUUGUGCUAGAAACUCUGGUUUCUACAUGAACACAAAAGGGUUUGGUACUACAUCACAGCACAAAGCAUAUUGUGGCAAACACAGUGUACAACAGAAAGUGGUUGACGCGCAGCAAUAUGGACCUGAGGAGCUCAAGACCAUGAAACGGAUGAGGGUUCAAUUGGAAAAGUUGCGUCUGUUGUGUGAGAGGAUAAUUAAGAGAGAGAAGGUGAAGAGAGAGACCGUUCUGUGUGAUCAUGACAUACUUGCCAAAACAAAGGACACUGUUGUUUUCUCCUAUCUUGCAUCUGGAGCAAGUUCAGAAUCUGCCACUACUUCAGUUAAUAACAAAUCAUACAGUGGAACCGUGCAAAGAUCUGAUGAUGUCACAGUGGAUAGUACUAUUUCUGGGAAAAAGACCAUAAGGUUUUCUUUGAAUAACAGAGAUGCUGAGAGAAACACUGCUGAUAGCUCGAGAACAUUGAUAUCAUUCAAACGCAAGUUGGGUGAGAGGGGAUCACAUGCUGGUAAGCAACUUCCGCAGAGACUAGCUACUGCCUCACAAAAACUAGGAGGAGAGAAGACAAAAGAUAAGAGGGAAUCGUUUCAAAAGGAGCUUGUUAUGACAUCUGAUCAAGCUUCGACACAGAACCAACGCCUUCCUAAGGGAUAUGUUUAUGUUCCUCGGGACUCUUUAUCUAAAGAGAAGCCAUCGAAUAGAAAUACACAGGCCCAUAAUCCACAAGAGCCUGGUGGAUAGGAUCAGUUGAGAUCAAGCUGGUUCAUUUCUCUCAUUGGAAGGCCAAAAAAACAUUUGCAAGCUUGGUCUUCACAUCUGAAAACCACGAGCGGCAUGCGGGGUCGGCCAGUGCUAUUGCCGCAAGGAUUACAGACAAGCAGUGAUCUUUUUGGACCCAAGUUGUACAAUGGUGCAGACUGAGUUAUUUUGAAUGAAUGUAUGGUGUGGCACCGCUCAACAAGAAGGUUAGCCCCUGCCCAGGUAACUUGGACGAAUGGCAAUAUGGGUGGAUUCACCUGCCUGGGCUAUACAAAAGAGAGCCUGUCAACAGUAUAUAUGGAAUGUUGUUUAGGGCGCAGGUUUUGUAAAAUUGCUCUGUACAUUCUUUCCAUUUCCAAAUGUUAGUUUAGUUAUGCAGAAGGAAAAAAAUACCAAUCCUUUUUGGUUGCACAAGAAAAGUUACUUGGUCUAUUAGCAUGGGUCACGACAAACUGCAGUGGUGUUGACCACAGCAUUUGGACAGAAGCGUUUGCUUGAUCCAUGUUAGUGGUAGGGAUGGAGACUGCCCAAAAUUAAGGUCCAGCUACUACUGUUUGGUAGCUAGUUCUGCUAGUGAUAAGCGGUAUCGUACAGGCUGAGGCAUUAUCUAGCAGAUUGCUGAGAGUUUCUUUUUCUUUUCUUUUGGGAAAUAGUGGUCUCUUUACAUGUUCAAAAGAUUAUCUGAUUUUGUAGAUGUCAAGAUAACAGCAAUGGGGAAGUUUACCUGUAAAUUCUUAGGUUGAGUAAGGUAUGGUAGUUAAUUUUUGAUCUUACAUGUGGAUUCAAAGAUAUUGAUCUGAGACAGGCCUUUUCUGCUUGCCGUCCAGAUUGUAACCUUGGUUAAGCAUUUUUAUGUGCAAUGUUGAUUGCGUACUGUCGGCAGUAGCCGCACAGGCAAUUCAAACAAUUGUUCAGACUGUA
Phragmites australis (common reed) is the source of this 5727-nucleotide messenger RNA. RefSeq lists its product as uncharacterized. Lineage: Eukaryota; Viridiplantae; Streptophyta; Magnoliopsida; Poales; Poaceae. The record is from RefSeq and is a predicted model, not a curated record. The transcript is spliced from 19 exons. Gene Ontology annotation, biological process: regulation of transcription by RNA polymerase II. The coding region runs from base 295 to 4788 and encodes 1497 amino acids.